AUGAUAAAUAUUUAUACAGUUGAUUCAUUUACACGUGAAUUAUUUAAAGGUAAUCCAGCUGGUGUUUGUACUUCAUUUCAAGAUGUAUCUUCAUCAACAAAUUUUGAUAUAUUAUUUCAAAAAAUUGCUACAGAAAUGAAUAUAUCUGAAACAGCUUUUAUAACAAAAGCAAAUAAUCUACCAUCAAAUUCACGUUAUUUUCUUCAAUGGUUUACACCAACUAAUGAAGUUGAUUUAUGCGGUCAUGCAACAUUAGCUACAGCUCAUAUUCUUUUUGAAAAAUAUCUUCAAAAUUCUUCAAUUGAUGAAUUAAUAUUUGAAACAAAAAAAGUUGGAGAAUUAAAAGUUAAAAAAUGUGCUAAUCAAAAUUGUUUACAACUUGAUUUUCCUAUGGGUAAUCCACAAUCAAUUGAACUUGAUAAUGAAAUAUUAAAUGAAAUAAAAUCUAAAUUAAAUAUAACACAAGAUAUUCAUGCUAUUGAAUUAUGUAAACGAACAAAAAAACUUUUAAUUCAUCUUUCUUCAAUUGAUGAUAAUAUAAAACCACAACAAAAUCUAAUUGAUAUUAAUUUUCCUUCAUCAAUACAUUCUUUUAUACGUGGAAUUAUACUUACAAGUAAAUCAAUAAAAUAUGAUUUUGUUUCUCGUUAUUUUGCACCAUGGAAUGGUAUACUUGAAGAUCCAGUUACUGGUAGUGCACAUACAGUUCUUGCUGUUUAUUGGUCUCGAUUAUUAAAUAAAUCAAUUCUUAAUGGUUAUCAAAAAAGUGCUCGUGGUGGUCAUAUUGAAUGUGAAUUAGAUGAAAAAAAUCAACGAGUAUUUUUACGUGGUUAUGCUAUUACGGUAAUGCAAGGUCAACUUCAAAUUUCACAAGAUAGUUUAUUAGAGAAAGACUCUUCAGGAUAA
Messenger RNA from Rotaria sordida, 906 nucleotides. The record is from the annotation of a GenBank genome assembly. Lineage: Eukaryota; Metazoa; Rotifera; Eurotatoria; Philodinida; Philodinidae.